Messenger RNA from Heteronotia binoei (common prickly gecko), 3133 nucleotides. RefSeq names its product heat shock protein family E (Hsp10) member 1 (gene HSPE1). The transcript is spliced from 8 exons. The record is from RefSeq and is a predicted model, not a curated record. Bases 171 to 848 code for a protein of 225 amino acids. NCBI's taxonomy places the organism in Eukaryota, Metazoa, Chordata, Lepidosauria, Squamata, Gekkonidae. Gene Ontology annotation, molecular function: ATP binding; metal ion binding; protein-folding chaperone binding. Gene Ontology annotation, cellular component: cytoplasm; mitochondrial matrix.
CCCGGCCGUUCCCCCUCCCUCCCUCCGGGGGACGCUGCUCUCGCGGCGCUCGAGGUCUCGCGCUCUUCCGCUCUUCCGCCGCCGCCUCCUCCCUCCGCUUCCUGCCGCUGGGCGCCCGUUGCCGAGGAGGCCGCCGCUGCAUCCGGGUCCUGGCGCCGCUCGCCGUCACUAUGGUCAUGGCGGAGGGGACGGCUGUGCUGAGGCGGAACCGGCCGGGCACCAAGGCCCAGGAUUUUUACAAUUGGCCCGAUGAAUCCUUUGAAGAAAUGGAUAGCACGCUGGCUGUUCAACAGUACAUCCAGCAGAACAUAAGGGCAGACUGCUCGAACAUCGACAAAAUCCUCGAACCCCCAGAAGGACAAGACGAAGGCGUCUGGAAGUAUGAACACUUAAGGCAGUUCUGUCUUGAGCUUAACGGCCUUGCAGUUAAACUUCAGACCGAAUGCCAUCCGGAUACCUGCACGCAGAUGACGGCAACCGAGCAGUGGAUUUUUCUUUGUGCAGCCCAUAAAACUCCCAAAGAGUGUCCUGCCAUAGACUACACCAGGCACACGCUGGACGGAGCUGCGUGUCUUCUGAAUAGCAAUAAAUAUUUUCCCAGCAGAGUUAGCAUAAAGGAAUCCUCUGUAGCCAAACUAGGAUCUGUCUGCCGUAGGAUUUACAGAAUAUUUUCGCAUGCGUAUUUUCAUCACCGUCAAAUAUUUGAUGAAUAUGAGAACGAAACCUUCUUGUGUCACCGGUUUACCAAAUUUGUGAUGAAAUACAACUUGAUGUCCAAGGACAACCUGAUUGUCCCCAUCUUAGAAGAGGAGGUACAGAAUUCGGUUUCUGGCGAAAGCGAGGCAUGAUGGGGCUCGCGGACUGUAACGAACCCACAGUUAACACGAUGUACUGUAUAUAUAAUUUUAGAAGCGUCAAUCAUGUAUCCUUAGUGCUCUGGUUAGUAAACCUUUUUGUAUGCUGUGUGCGUUUCAUCUUAAUCUGGGGUGUGGUUUAAGUUAUUCAUGAACUCUAUAUUCUUCAUUGUGGCAGUCAUGAUUUUUAAAUAAAAUUAGAAUCCUCUGUUUCUACUGCCUAUUAAUAAAAAGAAUUUACAGUUCUGAAAAAUUGCUGCUAAACAAUCAUUGGAUCACAAUCUUCAGAUCUUGUCCAAUUUCAGCCUAAUAAGUUGAACCUUCUUGUACUAAUGACGUUUGGCAUUUUUAACCUUUUAAUUCUCGGUUUAACGUUUUCGUGACGGGAAACUGCAAGUCUGUUGAAGUCCGAUUCUGUAUUUUAUAGAAGUUAUCCUUAUCUUAGUUCCUAGAUUUUUUUUUGCUUUUGGGUGUGCGCAUAUGUAGUGCUAAACUAUAGUAACAUGUGUGUAUCCAAAUAUCCAUUAAUUACAGUAUUAAUACCAAAAGGAUAAUUUUUUUUAAAAAAAAAUUAUGUUGCCAAAAGUGUAUUCUAGAUCUGUUUGUUUCUUUCUGGACUUGCCUUCUUGUCUUGGCGGAGGCUUGUGCGUCUCAAAAAAAGCUCCCCCCCCCCCGAAGGCAGAGAUUCUCCACCAUUCCUCUACUCACGCCUCUCCCUGCUGGAUAAAACCAACGUGUUUCCCCCUCUCUCCUCUAGUGAAGUACUCCGUGGCGUACGCCUGUGCAUAUAUAGAGUAACGGCUUACAGACUAUACCUCGCAUUAAAUGUUCAUGUAAACACUACAGCGCUGCGUGCGAAAAUAAUCUCCCUUGUUCAUAGCAAAAGAGCUCCAUAUUCUUAAACGCUUGAAUUUACCUAUCGCAUUGUGGGCAACUGGGAUCGGUCCUCUUUUAGCCGCCCCUUCAAUAGAACAUCUCUGCUUUUUAUGUUCCAUGAAGAGGGUCUUGCCCCUCAUUCCCUCUUUAAAUGGCAUUGGCAGGUUGGCAUUGUUUCGUGAGCGCAGAGUCGUGGGGGCUGAACUAUCCCAGAUGGCUACGGAACUAUUUUUGAGAAUGGAGGUCGAAAUGCUUGUUUAUGUUAGACAGGCAGGAAUGCCGAGAUCCGAAAGCACUACCAAUCUUUGUAUAUUUAAACAGGACUCGGUGAGAUGUUUUAACUCUCCGAAGUUGACGUCUCAACCAGUGCCCCUUUUCUGUCUCUCAGAGUAGAUUCUCUUCAGCCUUAGCGGGCCAAAGCUGGCUUUAUGCCAUUUUGUUUCCUUUCUAGGGUUACUCCACGAGCCGGGAAGAAAUGAAUUUAAUUUAACGGUGAGAGUCCUACUUCUGUUUCAGAACACAUAAGGGACAUGCCUUAAUUGCGUAUAAGGGAUGACAAACAGGACACAGCAGUAGCAACUUUGCUACCUGGACAUAAAGGGAAUUGGGAAACGGAGGCGGUAGGAAGAGAACUCAGGUCUUCGGAGGGUUCUGGCAGAAGCCCGCUGACUUGACCAGGGCUAGGCUGGUGGCGUCACUUGGAGGAUUGACCCACAAAGUCCUUCAGAUGGUUCAUCCAGUUCUCCUCUCUUGGCGGCUCUUAUCUUCAGUUCUGAGACGGUCUUAAUGGUCAACAGGGUCUUCGCAUUGGAUGUGCUCUAAGCAACAGCAUGUUGUGGCUUUGGUUAGCACCUCAGAGCGUGUGGCUGAGGAAUUGCGUUUCGGAGGUGGCAGGAUACAUGUGGCAUUACCCCCAACGGGCUGUUCCAGGGUAGUCUUCCUCUCAGAACAAGUUGAUCAGGGAAAAAUACGGCGCCGGAACUAUUUAUGUGACAAUGUGUAGCGCUUGACUGGCAGUGAAACGGUAGACAAUCUCGUUUCCUGCUAAAUGUCUCUAAAAAGUAGUCGGUCUUAUUUUUUGCUAAUAAUUCUGAUUCACCUGCACUGUAAAACUUGACUCUUAUGUAAUCCACGUUCAGUGAACGGCCCCAGCAGGACACUGCUUGUGACGCUUUCCUUAACGCUGUUGACUUUUGGGUACCUCUGAUGAUGUGUUUGCCUAUGUGCCUGCCUGGUUCUCUCUGGAACGUCCGUAAAGCUUCAGUGAACUAUUGAUUUUGUAUGGUAAAUCUAUCGAGGGUUUAACUUUCAUCUUGCAUUCUCGAAAACCUGAGCUAUGUUUGUCUUUGGAAUUACCACUGUACAAAGUAGAGCUUGCAAUUAAAUUUUUUUCUUUUUCCAUA